AUGCAUUCUCAACGGGUUCCUUAUAUUCCUGUUGGAUGUGUUGGAAUAUCACAACAGGACAGCUAUAUCAGCCAAGAAGAUUGGCUAUCUAACGAAAACCGAACAUGGAGAAGUUUCACGCGGCAUCAUGACACUCUGAACAAUGGUGGGCAUGCUAUCCCAUCCGAUACGCCGGGCAUCAAUCCCAAUCUGCAAGAGUCGCUCCUGAAGUGUUCAGAACUUUCGUCAUUGGGCCGGUUAUUUCAUGCUCAUUGGUGCAAGCUCGAAUUUUGCGUCAGUACCCUAGGCAAUCAUCUGGGAAUUGUCAGGGUAUACUUGCUUCCAGAUGAUGUUCUGCGCCGUUCGGUUGAUCGCUCUGAUUCAAGCUUGGAGAAAGCGAGGUUGUUGGUACUCCGUUCUCUCGAUUAUUCACCAUGCGCUUGGAAAGCUAUCAAGGAGCCGGAUCACUCAGGUCGCCCAGUGCUUGAAGAUCCCAGCUCCAUCGACAAUGAUAAGGAUGUCUCGCUCCUGCAACUAUUCAAUACCAUUCCCUCGCCUUGCCCAGACUUAAAUGCUGUCGAUGAGCCGUACACGCAGGAUGCAAUGUACAAUCUCAUGGAGAGCCAGGUACCGGGGCUCAAAACCGAGUUGUAUUCUCACCAAAGAAGAUCCGCGGCUGUGAUGCUACAGAAGGAGACACAGCCCGGUCAGAUUCUUGACCCUCGACUGCUGCAUCUCAAGGACACAAGUGGCUCUCAUUGGUACAUGGAUCCUGUAACCGGAGUUGUUCUUUUGGAGCCACGAUAUUACGACGGAGUUUGUGGGGGAAUUCUGGCAGAACAAAUGGGGUCAGGCAAAACAGCCAUUUGCCUUGCGCUGAUACUUGCGACGAAGCAUUUAUCGACAAGCCCGCCUGACUUUUACAAAGCUGGCGAACCGCCCGUCAGACGAAGAAUCGCAUCCCUCGCCGAUAUGGCUGCUUCUUGCGCCACACGCCAUGCCGUUCCCUGGAAAUCUCAUUUCGAAGCGUGGAAAGAACAGCAUGGAUAUGAAUUUAGCCACUGUAGCGACGCCCUUUCGAGAAAUCGCGGUUAUUAUUUUCUCCCCGCCCCCGAACCUCGUCGCGGUGGGCGAUACAACACUCCAUGCCAUGUGCCGCCCAAGAAGAUCUAUCUGAGUAUGGCAUCUGUCGUUAUCGUUCCCAACAACUUGGUCGCACAAUGGAGACAGGAGAUCCACAAACACACCGAAGGGCUCAAAGUGUUGAUCCUUGGAAAGAAUGAUGAAAUUCCAUCGCUUGAAGAUAUUCUGACGUAUGACAUCCUCCUAUUUUCUCAAACAAGAUUUGAGAUGAUUCACAAACAAUUUGCUGGUGUCGACAGCUCCAUCUUCUCCUCCAUCCAUUUCAAACGAUGUAUCGUAGAUGAAGGACACAAACUUGGUAACUCGAAAAUGAGCAACAGAAGCAAUCUUUUGAUUGGUUUGGAUUCAAUGCACUUCUCCUCUCGCUGGAUUGUCACUGGAACUCCCUCUCACGGCUUGUAUGGGGUGGAAAAGUCCCAAGCUGCCACAACACACACCCACACUUCGAGUACUCAGUCUCCGAUCCCGGAUAAUAAAUCGAAUCAAACUGACAAAUUUUCGACCGAUGAAAAAAAGGACCUCGAGAGAAUCGGAGCCAUUGCCGCUCUGUAUCUAAAAGCUCGGCCUUGGGCAAACACCAUAAUCGAAGGUGGCGAUACAUUGGCUGACUGGACCACCUAUCUAAUGCUCCCAAAGCAUAGUUCCAGGAGUCAGGGUCGAUGGAAUUGUUUGGAAUCUACUCUCAACACCCUCAUCAUCCGCCAUCGUAUAUCGGAGAUUGGCGCUCUUUUACCGUCUGUGAACGAGAAGAUUAUUGUUCUUGACGGUUCGUAUCAGGACCAGCUGUCUCUCAACUUGUUUUCUAUGAUGAUAGUAUUCAACUCUGUCCAGUCGCAGCGCGAAGACAUGGAUUAUUUCUUCCAUCAAAAGCAAAGAAAAGCUCUCCUACAAAUUGUACAGAAUUUAAAACAGGCGAGCUUUUUUGGAGGAUCUUUCUUUACUGCUGAUGAAAUCGCCAAGUCUGUUGAAACCGCCGAGAAAUUCUUAGCGGAGCGGAAGGUUCCUAUCAGUCCCGAAGAUGAAUCAUUACUCCAGGAGGCCAUCCAAUUCGGCAAUUUGGCAAUGACAAAUAAGCUAAGAAAUCUGACGAACCAAUUCCACGAAAUGGCCGUGUCGGUCACGGGCUUCCCUGGUAAUGCUGGCGAAUCCUGGUCCCUUGAUGGUGCAUCUGCGGAGAACGGCAUAUGUACCUCUACCAGCAUGCUGCUAUCCCUUCAGAAACUAAUUUACAAUGCGGCUGGAAGCGAAGAGAAGCUAAACUCUCUUUUGAAUGGCGACCUGAUCUCAGAAGGUACACUCGAACGAAUCAAACUACUAAACGCGACAGCACCCGAGAAAGAUUCCAAGUCAAAAGAGAAAUCCUCCGAGACACUCGCCGGUAAUACCAAACUAGGCGAGGAUAGCCCAAAGAAGACACGCUCUCACGGUGUUAAUGGUAUUGAACCGAGGACCCUCGCUGCCGAAUUUUUUGUUGGACCUCUUGAACAGACAAAAAUCACGGCGACUGUAUCUGCAAAGCUCUCUUACUUGAUCGACAAUUUAGUCAAAUACCAAGAAGAGGAGAAGAUAAUCGUUUUCUACGAAAAUGAAAACGUAGCAUGGUAUCUGGCUAGCAUGCUUGACGUGCUUCAAAUUCAACACUUGAUUUACGCCAAAUCUUUGAAGGGAGAAAGGAGAGCACAAUAUGUCAAUACCUUCAAUCACAAUGAAAAAUUCAGAGUCCUCCUUAUGGAUAUCUCCCAAGCAGCGUUUGGUCUCGACAUGCGAGAGGCAUCUCGAAUUUACUUCAUCAACCCCGUGUUGAAUCCCCAGGUCGAAGCCCAGGCAAUAGGUCGUGCCCGACGAAUCAGUCAGAAGAAACCUGUCUGGGUUGAAACGCUUGUGCUGAAGAAUAGCUUGGAUGAAGUCAUCCUCGAGCGCAAGGGACAAAUGACUCAGGCAGAGCAUCGCCACGUCAAAUCGAUUCUGGAUGUGCGGCCGAUCUUCAACUGGAUCAAGAAUACCAAAAUUAGCCCAAUAGGCUCAAGCAGUGACAGCUACACUUCACAAAUGGCUACGCUACAUACCGCGCAAGCCGUCUUUGGUAGAGGUUUCGGAGUCACAGACCACCCAGAUGAGGGUAUUUUUUUGGAGGAGAGCCGCACACCGGACAAGAAAUUACCGGUGCAUCAAAAGAAGAGGCCAUACGAAGUCGGUCCAGGAAAUGAGGGAAUGGACACGGACGAGAACGCGGAGAUAUCCGAGCAAGAAGUGAUGUCUCAGCCAGCUCGGCGAGUUCGUUUUGCAGCUGAUUAG
Molecule: messenger RNA, 3417 nt
Organism: Trichoderma aggressivum f. europaeum
Lineage: Eukaryota; Fungi; Ascomycota; Sordariomycetes; Hypocreales; Hypocreaceae
Exons: 3
Coding region: 1-3417 (1138 amino acids)
Biological process (GO): DNA repair
Cellular component (GO): nucleus
Molecular function (GO): ATP-dependent chromatin remodeler activity; ATP binding
Source: RefSeq, a predicted model, not a curated record